ACGUAGCGAUCUUGAGAACCACGCCUGUCGUUAGUGUGCCUUUAUUGUCAAGAGUGUGAAUUUGACACCCCACUGCUUCAAGCUUCAUUCGUUCUCUCUUCACCCUCCACUCUUUCGGCAAAAUGGCGCUUCCCGCCAAACGAUCAGGGUUGCGUAAUGACACAUAGCCCGCCUUGCCCGGUGCGAACGUGUCAGCGAAGUCAUAACAUCGGCCCUUAAAUAUUAAACGGCAUAUCUAGGUCAAUUUAAUGUGUAGCCUAUAAAAUAUGUACAUCAGUCAGUAUUUUGUAAGAAGAGGAACACGCUGUAGGUUUGAACACUUUUUUUUCCCGCUCGGUUUGAAAUGGUUCCGCCCUGUCUCCACGCGACGGCUUCGCUCCUCAGUCCAAUUGCGAGGCACCGCAGCGCUCCCUGCAGCCUGUGUACACUUCGGUGUUUUUUUAUAUAAUAAAGAAUCUGCAGUCUGUGUUUUUUUUUUUUCUUUUUCUUUUCUGGCAAAGACUGAAGUCCGGUCGGCUCCGUAGCAUCGAUGGAAAGGGAAAUGGCAUUGACGCCAAAAAAGGCCCAGAGCAGCAGCAGCAGCCCCUCUCCUGGCCCAGUCUCCCCCAGUUCUAUCGAACUUCCUCACUUUCCCCUGCGCUACGGCACCAUCAUCCCAAACCGAAUCUUUGUGGGCGGAAUUGAUUUCAAUACGCAGGAGAACGACCUGCGGCUCUUCUUCGCUCAGCAUGGAACUGUGAAGGAGGUCAAAAUUGUCACUGACCGUGCUGGGGUGUCAAAGGGGUAUGGCUUUGUGACAUUUACAACUGAGGAGGAUGCUCAGAAAAUACUUAGUCAUGCUGACAGGCUGUACUUCAAGGAUAGGGAGCUCAACAUCAGUCAAGCCAUCCGCAGACAGCAAGUAGGACCACAUAGCGGCUGCAUCUCCGUGUCUAACCCCAUCAAUGUCAUUCCCGCUCAUGGGGGUCCUAUGUAUGUUGGAGCCACGGAUUACUCGUACACUUAUCACAAUGGGGUGGCCUACUUCCAUACGCCUGAAAUUAACCAUUGGCCUACACUGAACACAGCUGGCAGUCCAGUCAUGGUGGCUCACCGGGCAGCGCCAGUUUACCCACAGACUGCCAUUCACCACUUUCAAGCCCCAUCCCCAUGCAUCACAAGGCCGCUGCAGUGGAGCAUACCUCAGUGUCAAGUCCCCAGCAGCUCUCUGCAGCAUAUCCAGCCCCUAGAGCUCAUGUACCAGGCUCAGGAGGUGGCCCCUGAUGGAGGGUGUACACCCUCUCCCAUGCACCUUCUGGAAGCUUCCACUCCUGAGCACUACAUCGAUCAUCUAGUGCAUUCACCCUGUCAUCACAUGUAUGCUCAGAGUCCUGUGGAAAUGGCCCCUCACAUCAUUCAACAGGAAACUGGGCAGGAACAGAGGUUUCGUUCCAUAAGACGUGGGUUUCCCCAUUCUCCUGUCAGCUUGAAGGCGCGCUACAGGCGGGGUCCGCGCCACCUCCAUCACCGCAAGGAGUACUGCGCCGACAUUCCCAGCCUGUCCACAGACACUAAUUCAGAGCCUACGGUGUAGGAAAGGGGGUCCUCUUUGGUCAGCAGCGGUAUGUCUGCCGUGUUCCAGUCUGCAGAAGGCAAAAGAAAGCCUCCUUGAGGUGUCAGUCUGGAAUGAUGUGUGUUUACACAGAAAUCUUUUACUGAAUGCAUUCAGUAUUUUCUUUUUCUCCUUGUUUAUUUUUAUGGACAUUUGUAUGCAUAUGGUCUUGACAUCUUUUACUUAAACAUACAUUGUGUUAUAGAACAUAAUGUGGAAGCAUUUUUUUUUCUAAUUCAGUAUGUGAAUGGUAUGACAAGAUGAUCAUACGGAGAUUUAUAAAAGAUAUAAAAUCGAAGCAGCUACUGUCUGUACUUUUGAAGUGUGUGUGUGUGUGUGUGUGUGUG
Messenger RNA from Scleropages formosus (Asian bonytongue), 1938 nucleotides. Its product is annotated as protein boule-like. Gene Ontology annotation, cellular component: cytoplasm. Lineage: Eukaryota; Metazoa; Chordata; Actinopteri; Osteoglossiformes; Osteoglossidae. Gene Ontology annotation, biological process: 3'-UTR-mediated mRNA stabilization; positive regulation of translational initiation. The transcript is spliced from 11 exons. Bases 530 to 1573 code for a protein of 347 amino acids. Gene Ontology annotation, molecular function: translation activator activity; mRNA 3'-UTR binding. The record is from RefSeq and is a predicted model, not a curated record.